This is a messenger RNA of Mauremys reevesii (Reeves's turtle), 491 nucleotides long. Its product is annotated as maestro heat-like repeat-containing protein family member 2B. Gene Ontology annotation, cellular component: cytoplasm. Lineage: Eukaryota; Metazoa; Chordata; Testudines; Geoemydidae. The coding region runs from base 21 to 491 and encodes 156 amino acids. The record is from RefSeq and is a predicted model, not a curated record. The transcript has 5 exons.
GCCUUGAGUUGAACCAGCAGAUGGCCAGCUAUACCAGCCCCUCCCGUGAGAAGAGAUUCCUGUAUAAGGCGCUAGGAACGUCCUUAGCAGUUUGUCAGGACCUGGGCCACGUUAAGUCCCAGCUUCAUAAAUUUUUGACAGCAACAGAUUAUAUGGAAGCCCCUGAGAGACAGAGAGUCAUUUCCAUCCUCGCGUUCUGUGCUGAGAGCCACUUGGACCUCACCCUGAACGCACUUCACGAGUUUGGGGCUGCAAUGAGCAAGGUGAAGAUUUCUGGGCUCAUCAGCCGCCUGAAGGACUACCACCAUGGGAGAAGAGGCAAGACUCGCAGCACCCUGAUGCUGACUUACAGCAGCGUGGCUGUCCAUGCUCCAAAAGACCAGCUUCUCUCCCGAGUAGAGGCAGACAUCACAGGGAACAUCCUUCUCCAUUACAGAGCCAGUUGUCAGGUGCUGGGCAUCACUGUUGCGAACAAGGUACAUUCUAAAUAA